AGAGCCUGGUUCGACGAAUAAAGGAAGAUCAUCCUUCAACAUCAAUGGUGCGUGCACGAGGUCGCGGCCGUGGGCAACCUAUGGGUAACGAACCCCCCUGACGAGAGCAGCACCUUGACGAUGUGGAGGUGAUAACAGAUCUACAGCGGCAGAACGAGGUUAUGCGGCAGCAGAUCGCGGAACUCACACGGCUCCUGGCAGUGCGAGAUUUGGAGGAUCAUGAGGAGUCAGAUCAGGGCUCCCGAUCAUCGUUCGAGAACCCGUAUCAUCGCGAACCUCGCGGUCGUGAUUUUUGCGUCCGUGAUGACUAUCGCGGAGGGCUAGGGUUUGAGGUGGAAAUCCCUAGUUUUUCAAGAACCCUGCAGGCCGAUGAUUUCAUUGACUGGCUGAACGAGGUGGAUCGGAUCUUUGAGUAUAAGGACGUUCCUGAUCGUGACAAAGUGAAGCUCGUGGCUAUCAAACUCCAUGGACGAGCCUGUGCAUGGUGGGAACAGAUGCGGCGAUCUCGUGAGAAGAAGGGCAAACCAAAGAUCAAUGAUUGGGAGAAGAUGAAGGGUAAGAUGAGAGCACACUUUCUUCCCUUCGGAUACACACAAACCCUAUUUCAACGACUCCAUACGUUGAGGCAGGGAACAAGGUCCGUUGAUGAUUACACCGAAGAAUUCUACCAGUUGAUUGCCCGCAACGAUCUGUCUGAAUCGGAGGAGCAGCUUGUGGCUCGAUAUAUGGCAGGCUUGCGUCAAUCGUUGCAGGAUGUUCUCAACCUCCAUUCAUUAUGGACUGUUUCUGAGGCAUACAAAAGGGCCCUUGCAGUUGAGAAGCAGCAGAACAGGAAGCCGGUGACCAACAACCGUCCGGCUCGACCCCAAGAGCCUCGACCGACCACACAGGGAGUCCAGGGGACGCAUGGAGCUUCUAGUAGUACGAUUAAGUGCUAUCGAUGUGGUGAACCAGGACAUAGGGCAAAUGAGUGUAAAAAGCCGGCCGUGCAGAAGGGCAAGAGCCUGUUCAUUGAGGAAAACAUGACAGAUGAAACUGAAGAAACCGAGGGGUACGGUGAACCUACCUAUGACGACUAUGCAGAAGAUGAUGUGCUUUACGGAGACGGACGUGAGAAUCUGGUUGUGCGUAAGAGUCUGCUAGCUCCAAAGGAUGACUCUAAGGAUGAUUGGUUAAGAAACAACAUCUUCAGUAUAACUUGCACCAUCGGAGGUGUAAGGUCCAAAUUCCUAGAUGAGAUUGCGCAUGAAAGGGUAGUAUAUGCAUUGCUGCCCUACGUUAACAAUGCUGGUGACGAAGAGUGUGACUUGCCUGUUGAGGUCCGGUGCGGCACUCGGCGACUCAACUCCGGCGAUGGUGGCGACGGCGACAUGGGUCCGGCGAUGGAGGCCAUGGAUAGUGCAAUUGAAUUGGUAGUCUUUGGUCUCUUCUUUGGCAGUGAACGAACAAAGGAGCAAUACACAGGGGAGUUUCUUUGAUUUCUAAUUUUAUUUCAAACUUUUAAUUAGGAUUUUGAAUUUGUUUAAUUUCCAAUUGAUGAAUUUGAUAUCCACUAUUUAAAUAUAAUAUUUUCAAUUCGAAUUCUAUGUUGAAUGUUUAAGUUAUAUUAUAAGUGUUGAAUUGUUUAAGUGUUGAUGUUGAAUGGUUCAAGUUAUGAUUUAUUAAUUGAUCAUUGUCUCUGAAACUAUAAAACCUUCUUAGGCCAAAAUGUUUGACAAAAAGAUUGAAUCUUUGUUUGUUGAAUAAAUUAGACUUUGAAGA
Cuscuta campestris is the source of this 1761-nucleotide messenger RNA. The record is from the annotation of a GenBank genome assembly. NCBI's taxonomy places the organism in Eukaryota, Viridiplantae, Streptophyta, Magnoliopsida, Solanales, Convolvulaceae.